This is a messenger RNA of Nymphalis io (European peacock), 1563 nucleotides long. Its product is annotated as putative mediator of RNA polymerase II transcription subunit 26. The record is from RefSeq and is a predicted model, not a curated record. Lineage: Eukaryota; Metazoa; Arthropoda; Insecta; Lepidoptera; Nymphalidae. The transcript is spliced from 5 exons. Bases 1 to 1563 code for a protein of 520 amino acids.
AUGAUUGAUCAUCAGGUAACACUCCUUCUUAUCGUGGCUGUGAGCCAUGCAAGCAAUACUGGCACAUCUAAAGCAAAACAGAAGAUUCAAGAUAUCUCAAGAGGAGACAAGACAGAGAAGAGAGAGCUGGAGGAAGGGAACAGUGGUAUAGAGAAAAGAGCGCCUCUGUUACCAUCAGUUCCAUCUUCAGUCGCGACAGGCAGCGUGGAGUACGCAGACACUAAGGAGAGUCUACAGGAUAAAUCUCCAACACAGCAAGUUUACGCCACGCCUGUGCCACAAAUCGCUAAGAUAUCAGACGUACUGACCGGACAGGGUCCUCCAUUCCAAGCUGCUAUCGCAAAUCAUCUCUAUUCUCCUGUCUCCAUCUACCAAUCCAGACCUGGAUCACCUACAACGUAUGAAGUUUCAGCACCGGUUCCUUCUCAGCUAGCUUACUCAGAGCACAGGUUAUCGGUACCGAAUUCUCUGCAAUACAGUGCAAAGCCGCAACCUAUUACAAAACCAAUUAUAACCAAUUACGAACAACCUCAAGCAUUUGUUCAGCCAUCUUACGAACACAACUUUCUUCAAUUACAACCUAGCUAUCAACAAUCUUCAAAUAACGGCCAUCUUCAAAACGCUUAUCAACAAAUUCAAUAUCAACCACAAGCUUAUAACCAACAACAAUUUCAAUACAUACAAGAGCAACCGCUACAACAACCUGGAAUUACAUACAAUCGUCAAGAAUUGCCAAUUCAAUACCAAAAUAAACCAGAGCAGAGGGAUUUAAAAAGUCAACCAGACACGACACAGAUUCAGGAUUACAACGAUAAACAACAAAAUGCUCUGAGCUACGCAAGGUUCACCUUCAAUCAAGGUAUUCCAUCUCAUGAACAACCUCAUGUACAAGGAUCAGUGUCUCCAUCUCCGCAAUCAACAUCACAACCGGAAACUCAUCAACAACUCCUUCAGCCACAACCACAACAAUAUUCAGUACAACCGCAGCCAAUAGCACAAAUAAACUAUCAGCUUCAACAUCCAUCUCAACAUGGGCCACAAUUACAAUAUAAAUCUCAACAACAAAUUCAACAACCUAAACUUCAACAAAUCCAGCAGCAACAGGUCCAGUAUCAAGCACAUCAAGCAGCCCAACAACCUCAAUUACAAUAUCAGGGACAGCACCAAAUCCAGCAAGCAUUGCAAUAUCAACAGCCUCAAAUCCAAUAUCAGGAAGCACAGCCGCAACCGCAAUACGUCUUUCAACAACAACAGUUACAACAAUUGCAACCAUUUCCAGAUCUAAAUCUUCAAGCUCAACCACAAUACCAAGUUCAGCCACAACAGUACCAUCUACCACAAAUUCAGCCUCAACUAUUCAAUGUUGAAAAAUCUGAACAAGUUCUUUCAAAGCAAUCAGUUCCUCAGAGACAAGUUUUUUACAAACAACCUUUUCAACAACAGUUAAUUCAACCUCAGACACAAGAUUUAGGUUACAAAAAUCUCCCAGUCUUCCCCACGUUUCCUCCUGUUCAAUAUUUUGGCAAAUUCGCUCAAUCAAUCUUUGGUAACUACCAACAUUAA